This is a messenger RNA of Pleurotus ostreatus (oyster mushroom), 1773 nucleotides long. RefSeq lists its product as uncharacterized. The record is from RefSeq and is a predicted model, not a curated record. The coding region runs from base 1 to 1773 and encodes 590 amino acids. NCBI's taxonomy places the organism in Eukaryota, Fungi, Basidiomycota, Agaricomycetes, Agaricales, Pleurotaceae. The transcript is spliced from 5 exons.
AUGGACUAUUGCCUCACAUCCCUCCUCCGUCACCAUGAUCCAAAGCUAAACAAGCUCGUAUCCUAUGAUAUCGUGUGUCAAUGGUCGAAACACGUUUUGGAACGACUUCAAAAACUUCCACCACUCGUCAGGCUUAAAAUUGCCUCAAACGCCAUCCGCUUUGCAAUUCCAAAACUGCAUAUCCAUGGUCACACCCAGUUCUGCCAAAGAACGUACUCCUUAAACUAUCUGCCUGGCGUUGGGCGUACCGAUGGUGAGGGUAUCGAACGGCCAUGGGCAAACAUCGGGGCAACUUCGACUAGCACUCGCGCAAUGGGACCUGGAGCUAGGAUUGAGACGCUGAACGACCAUUGGAGCCAUUGGAACUGGCAGAAGAUUAUAGGGAUGGGUCAACUUUUUGCAAAACGUCUUCGACUCGCGAUUGCCGAGCGUGAAGUUCAACAAGAGUCCUUUGAGAUAUUCUCAUCCAAGCAGGCCGAACGUAUAGAUACAUGGAAGGCUAUGGUAUCGGCGUUCAAAGCUGAUGGGAGCAAGCCAAACCCGUACGAAAUACCAUCCCAUGGGAUUACGGAGGCGGACGUUCGAUUGCGGUUAGCCAAGUUGGAAUCAGAGGAUGCUGGAAAGGGUGUUCCUGCAUUGCAUGAAGUGGGCCCGAGUGGCUUCAUCGUUGAGGGCUUGGAGAUUGAGGAGACACAGCGACGAAUUUCUGCAUACGUCAAGAAGGCCUCGGGGUCUGCUCAAAAACUCAACGGAGUCGACAUGCGAACAAAGCUUACUCGCUCCCUAGCACGGCUUAGAGUCCUACAGGGCAUUUACACCCCAUGCGUCAUUCACAAGCUCACUACUCGCGACACCCCAGAUGAGGAGGAGGCUGAGUCCUGCCCUCUGCUCCUGCCCUCUGCCCUUACUCCCGAGGAACGUCUCACAUGUGCUCCAGGCCUCGUCCAGAUAGAGCAGGAGUUACGGGAUGCCCAGUGCCGGUCGGCGCUCAACGAGCUACGCACCCUCCUCUUCAUCAAGGCACGACUCAUUGGGUACAAGGACCGUAACGCAAGACACCAGCACGCAAACACCAGGGCACGUAUUUUGAUUGAACGAAAUGAGGAUCACAUUAAACUUCAAACGCAAAAGUACCAGGCUGCAUGGCGUGCCUUGACGAACAUGUCACACGACGUGGGAUGGCCUCAGUUGAAGCAGGAGCACAUCCGGUGCAUGGAUGACCCAGAUACAUUAACAGAGCGACAUACAAGGCUGGCACGACAAGUUGAGGAGGAUGGAGUGGAUACAAUACUGGUGGAAACGGGUGUCAAAGAGGGUGACGUAGCCUGUGAUGCACAGGUUGAAGGUGAGACGGUAGGAGAGGAGAGGAGAGUGGCAAAGGAGGGUUACCAGACAAUUUCUUGGAUCUGGGUGGAUGGGGACUACUCAGAGGAAUCAAUGUCUGAUGGGAUGGAUACAGCUCUGAGAGUUGAAUGGGCAAAGGCGUGGUCCCGUGUACGUAGAUGGGAGGAGGAGGUGGAUUUGUUGAGAGAAGAGAUGCGUCGAACACUGGUGAGCCUUCGACAUCAAGCUAGAACAUGGGAAAGCAAGGCAACGAACGGCAGCGGCCCACCAGACGUCCUAGCUGGGCUGUCCGCAUAUGCUCAUCGGCAAGCACAUAUUCGGUACGCACUUGCCAGUCGCUUCGAGGAGAUAUGGUGGGGUAAAGAUACCAAAGGUGACGACGAUGAAGAAGAAGAAGAAGCGGCGGGGGAGGGGGACGAGGAGUACUGA